AACAGAAUUUUGUUUGUGUGUAUAAAUAUUGCGAAAAUAGGUUAUGUCUGUUUUGAAUUUGGAUUUAGCAAAAUUUUAUUUCUUCUCGUUUUUAUAAAACGUAUGCCGUUUUUUCGUAAAGUCGUGGUGGCAGUAUCUGGGGGUGUAGAUAGUGCCGUAGCUUCUUUACUUCUGAAAAAUAAAGGCUUCAAUGUGCAGGGGGUGUUUAUGAGAAACUGGGAUGAAGUAGAAGAACAUGGUGCUUGUUCCGUUACUCAAGAUCUUAAAGAUGCUGAGUGGGUCUGCUGUAAAAUAGGAAUACCAUUUCAUUAUGUGAGCUUUGUGAAAGAAUACUGGAUUGAAGUGUUCAGUGCUUUUUUGGAAGAUUACCGAUCUGGUCAGACACCAAAUCCUGAUAUUUUAUGCAAUCGUGUGAUAAAGUUUGCAAGCUUUUAUAAGUAUGCAGUUACUACACUAAAAGCGGAUGCGAUAGCUACUGGACACUAUGCAUGCACAUCAUUUGGGGACUAUUUGCAGUAUCACAAUCCAGAGAAAGGUUGCAGGUUACUUAAAGCAAGAGACAGUUUCAAAGAUCAGACAUUUUUCCUUAGUCAAGUGCCUCAGAUUUCUCUUCAAAACACCAUGUUUCCUUUGGGUAAUUUGUUAAAAAGAGAAGUUAAGUCAAUUGCCAAGAAGUAUGGCUUGGAUCAGAUUGCAGAGAAGAAAGAAAGCACAGGAAUUUGUUUUAUUGGGCUUCGAAAUUUCAAAGAUUUUAUUUCGGAAUAUGUGGAUCCAAACCCAGGCAACCUGGUGGAUAUUGACUCUGGUAAAGUAGUAGGGUCGCACAGUGGAAUACACCACUGGACUAUAGGCCAGCGCUGCAAGUUGUCUGGCAUCCCAAAGCCAUACUUCGUUGCGAAGAAGGACUCAAAGUCACAUGAUAUUUUUGUGGCUGUUGGUACAGAACAUCCAUCACUGUACACACAGUAUGUCUUUGUGGAGGCUCCACACUGGAUUCAUUCCACACCAGACGAGCUAGAGGAACAUGGAAUACUGGAAUGCUGGUUUCGAUUCCAGCACACGAAACCUUUAAACAAAUGCUGUCUGGUGAAGAUCUCGCAGCAAGAGCUGUUGGUGCAUCUGUCAGUGCCACUGAGAGCUAUCACACCAGGACAGGUGAAGCAGUCUUAAUUUCAAUGUUUUAUGUGUAGUUUUAUAGUACAGAUUUCAAAUAAUACAUGAAAAUAAUAAACUUAACGACCAUGAGAGUAAGUUGUAUGUAUAUGUUUACGUUGAUAUUGAAGUUCCUUUGUGGGAAUAAAUACAGUUCAUCCAAUGAAUUGCUAAAUAAUAUUCCAUAUUAUUCAAAUGACGUAAUGAAUCCAACCUCAAUGAUGAUGAAUUCACUAGUGUUUUUAUUGUGUUAGUAAUGUUGUUGUUGUUAGUGAACCAUGACCGCCGCAAGCACUUAUUUGUUGAGGGGGACAAUCAUUACUUUUUCAUUUAAGUGUUUCAAGCCUAAAACCAUUUUUUUUGUUAAUUUUUUUGUCAAAGUAUGGCCUAAAGAUGAAGUAUUACUUUCAAAAGAUUCAGCUAACAACAAAAAUUGCUUAAAGCAUGUCUCCUGUCUUAUAUUUAAGAGAGUACAUAAUUGUAAUACUAAAUAAAAAAAUAUUUUUCAUUUCAAAAAAAUGUAAGGAAAGGAAAUGGUAAAUAUGUAGGGUAGUGGCUUAUGGGAAGUAAAAAAAAAUAGUUACUGAAGUAAAGUUGGUUAGGUUAAUACAGCUACAGUAGUAACAUGAAAAAUCUUUGUUAAAAUAUUUAACUUCUCAGAAAAAAAAAUGUGUAUUUGUGCAGCAAACAUAACCUAACCAACCAUUUACUUAAGUUAUAUUUAUGUUAUUUCCCAGAAGCCAUUACUCAACAUAUUGAUCCAGUAAAUUUUUGCAAAUGACGAAAUACAACAAAAUCUAAAUCACUUCAUAGAAAAAUUUAAAUUUUAAAAGAAAAGGUAAAUCGUGCCAGCAUGAGCUCACUUUAAACCCUAUUUAUUCAUCAGUUUUCCUUGUUAACAGCAGCCAGAUGGGUGAACUGCAUUUUCUACCAAUUUCCUCUGGAAUCAAAAUUUAAGUGUGAUUAUUUGGAAUAUGAAUCACAUUAUCUGUUGUGUCAUAGAUAAAUACAGCAAGUAAGCUGUUAUUGUGUCGCAUUGUGGUAGAACAAUUGUGGCUUUCGAGUUAUAGACCCUUGCAGUUAUCGCUUUAAUUUCUUUUAGUGGCAUCGCUAAGGAGUGUCUGUGUUGUCUGUUGUAGUCCAUGAUCGUAGACGUUUAUUUGUUUAUUUAUUUAUUCAGAAUGCUGUAACCAGAGCCGUUAAGAGAAAUUAAGGGCCUGGGGGCAAAUAAUUGUGUCAGUCCCCUUCCCUAUUACUUUAUACUACACAACUCUUCAAACCCCUCAUUAUUUAAAAUAUUCAAAAGACUACACUCCUUUAACCUCCUUCCCACCUUCCGCUGGCAACAUGCCCAAAUAAAAUCAACAAGUGCCAGCUGGGAGACAAUUUAAAUUUAGUUGGUUUU
Messenger RNA from Bacillus rossius redtenbacheri, 2557 nucleotides. Its product is annotated as mitochondrial tRNA-specific 2-thiouridylase 1. The record is from RefSeq and is a predicted model, not a curated record. The transcript is spliced from 6 exons. Gene Ontology annotation, molecular function: sulfurtransferase activity. Gene Ontology annotation, cellular component: mitochondrion. Gene Ontology annotation, biological process: tRNA wobble position uridine thiolation. Bases 103 to 1170 code for a protein of 355 amino acids. Lineage: Eukaryota; Metazoa; Arthropoda; Insecta; Phasmatodea; Bacillidae.